AUGGCUCACAUGAAUAUCUUGUUGUUGGUGAUAUCUUCUCUUCUUUUGGGAUCCACAAAUGCUCAUGAUUUUAUUAAAUAUGGAUACAAUGGAGGAAAUGGAGCAGAUAAAUGGGGAAGCUUGAGCUCAGAUUUCAGCUUGUGCUCUCAAGGAAAACAACAAUCUCCAAUCAACAUUAACAAAAACACCACCAACUACGACCUUAAUUUGAAACAAGCCCCCAGGAAUUAUGUCCUCACAAAGGCCACCCUCAUCAACAAUGGCAUCAACAUUAUGCUCAAAUACGAUCAAGGAGCUGGGAACUUAACUUUGGAUGGGAAGAGCUACGCCAUGACACAAAUGAUCUGGCAUUCACCAGCCGAACACACUAUCGAUGGACAAAGUUUUCCUGUCGAGCUCCAGUUGAUCCACCAGAGCAGCGACAACCAUAUCGCCGUCGUCGCGAUCUUGUAUCAAUACGGCAGCCCUGACGCUUUCCUCCUUCAGAUACAAGACGAGCUGGAGCAAUUGGCACGGGACAAGUGCACGGACGACCAAGAGGCCAGGGUUGCGGUCGGGGUCGUCCAAACCAGAGCGCUGGAGCGCCGCUCGCGCAAGUUCUUCCGGUAUGUUGGCUCCCUCACCGCCCCUCCCUGCACUGAGGAUGUCACAUGGAUCAUCCUCGGCAAGGUGAGGGAGAUGACCAAGGAGCAAGCGGCUUCCCUCAAGGCGCCUCUGAGCGCGGACUACCAGAGCAACGCGAGGCCCAUCCAGCUGAUCAACGGCCGCACCGUCCAGCUCUACGACGAACUGCACAACGUCAAGAAAGCACCUUCGAGCAAGUCCGACUGAUGCUGCGGUCAUCGUCGAUUGAUGCACAGCAUUUCCAAGUUCGUGUGUUGUUUGUUGCCUGA
Zingiber officinale is the source of this 893-nucleotide messenger RNA. Its product is annotated as alpha carbonic anhydrase 1, chloroplastic-like. The record is from RefSeq and is a predicted model, not a curated record. Bases 1 to 831 code for a protein of 276 amino acids. The transcript is spliced from 5 exons. Gene Ontology annotation, molecular function: carbonate dehydratase activity; zinc ion binding. NCBI's taxonomy places the organism in Eukaryota, Viridiplantae, Streptophyta, Magnoliopsida, Zingiberales, Zingiberaceae.